UGAAGUUGUGGCCACAACCAAAACUAACUAUUACUUAUAAUGAUAAGAAUGUGACAAUAAUGUUCCUUACUUCACUUUGUUUGCAAAAUGUGAACGUUACGAAUAAGCUGCUCAAGUCUUUUCUGUCCAAUUGUCCACAACUUGAAAGAUUGCAUGUGGUGAACUCAAAAACACUUACAAAGCUCAAUGUGUCUGGUUCAUCACUAAGCUUAAAGCAUUUGCAUAUAUCUUUAUGUUACAGAAUCAAACAUAUUACGGUUUCUGCACCAAACCUUGUUUCGUUUGAAUAUUUUGGAAUGAAAUCGAGAUUGCGUCUAAGGUAUGCACCCCAACUGCGCAAUGUAUUUUAUGGUUCCCAAUAUCACCACCGCGUUACAUAUGGCCUUCACCGGAUUUCAAGUUUUCUUUGUCAAUUAGUGACUCUGAAGAUACGCCUUAGCAUGGACUGGGGCGAAUAUAAGCUCCCAAAAUUUCCAGAGCUUAGCUGUCUUCGACACUUGACUUAUGAAGUUUGGGUAGUUGAUGGAAAAAACCUCCUUGGUUUAACAUCUCUAAUAGAGGCAUCACCUGCCUUACAAAAAUUUAAACUAGAGUGUGUGUUAACUGAAGCAGGGGGGAAAAGGGAAGUGCAAAAGGUGGAGGGGUAUCCAAACAAAAACCUCAAGGAGGUGGAAGUAGUUGGAUUUUUGGGUGGUACAUCAGAUACUGAACUUAUUAUCUACUUGCUCGAAAGUGCAUUCAAUCUUGAAAAGCUAGUUAUUGAUCCUUGUCCUUUAUCAUGGAGGGGAACCCCUUGGGAGUUUGUGGAGACUGAGCAGAAACAAAGGGCUAGAAGGUCUGCUCUUCAAUUCAGGAAAACUCAAGCUAAUAAAGGAUCAGUUGAGUUUGUUAUACUCUAACUUCUCUUAAUUUACCAUUCACUCUGCAGAUCAUUGCUAUAUAUAAGGAUAAAAUAUAUUGUACUUAGUGCCAAUGUUUAAGGCACUCAAAUUGUCGAGUUUAGCAUGUAUACAUUUGGCUUGGAGGACCAAUUUUUCAUAGUAUUUGGUUUUUAUUUUUAUAAAAUUUAUCAUACUUAUUAAUAAAUGGAGUAAAACAAUUUGUUGGCACCCUUUUGAUUUAUGUUUCUAGGUUUACUCAAGGAAUUUUUUGGAAUAUUUAACAUAGUUUAUAUUAUG
This is a messenger RNA of Durio zibethinus, 1178 nucleotides long. The record is from RefSeq and is a predicted model, not a curated record. NCBI's taxonomy places the organism in Eukaryota, Viridiplantae, Streptophyta, Magnoliopsida, Malvales, Malvaceae.